GCCUUCCCACCCCUAUCUUCCAGCCGCUCUUCUUCACGAUCUCCAUCGCCUUCCCACGUCUGCUUCCACGAUCUCCAUCGUUCCUCCUCCAUCGUUGGUCGUUGCUUGGUCAUCGUCGCUGUGGUAUUUCCCUCAAUCGUAUCUCCAUCUCCGCAUCUCUCUGUCGUCUCCAUCUUCUGUCUCACACAUAUUCAGGAUCUAUGUCAAGCAUCUGUGUAUGUGUGUGAUUACCAACAAAGUGAAAGAAGUUCAGUCAUAUGUGCCAGUAUGGGGCUGAACGACGUUUCUCUUGGCCAUCAAUUCCAUACACUUGUUAUCAAAGGCAACCUCUUUUGGAGCGUAUUCGUGUCCAAUGCCUUUCUUGACUUUUACUCGAAACACAAUUGUAUUCAUGAUGCGAAAAGACUCUUUGAUGAGAUGCCGUUGCGGGAUUGUGUAUCUUACAAUGUGAUCAUCACUGGAUUUGUUUGGGCUGGAAAAGUGAAAGAAUCUCUAGAUAUCUUCCAUGAAUUACAAUCGACUAGCUUCAACAGGAAACAGUUUCCUUUUGCAACAAUGCUGAGCCUAGCAGCAACCGAACUUAAUCUAAAAAUUGGCAGGCAAAUACAUGCUCAGGCCAUGGUGACAGAGGCCGAUUCAGAUAUUCUAGUCGGCAAUGCCCUGGUGGACAUGUAUGCAAGAUGCGACAGUUUUGAGGAAGCUAAAGCGAUCUUUGCAAGCCUCCCUGAUAGAAGCGCAGUUCCAUGGACUGCUAUAAUCUCGGCAUACGUUCAAAAAGGGUUUUACGAUGAAGCUCUUCAGUUUUUCAAGAAAAUGCGUCAAGAUUAUGUUUAUGGGGACCAAGCAACUUUCGCGAGCACCUUAAGAGCUUCUGCGAAUCUGACAUCUCUUUCUCUAGGGAAACAGUUGCACUCUGCCAUGGUCGCAUUAGGUUGUAUCUCCAAUGUUUUCUGUGGCAGCUCUCUUGUGGACAUGUAUGCAAAAUGUGGGCACAUAAAAGAAGCAAUACAAGCCUUCAAAGAAAUGCCUGUUAGGAAUAUAGUCUCAUGGAAUGCAAUGAUAUCGGCUUAUGCACAAGAUGGGGAUGGCGAAGCCACACUAAGGACCUCUGAGGAGUUGGUCAAGUCGGGUCUCCAACCAGAUUCAGUGAGCUUUCUUGGCAUUCUAACUGCUUGUAGCCAUCGUGGGCUUGUUGAACAAGGACUUGCUCACUUCAAGUCCAUGACUCAAAGACACAGACUCACUAUCAAAAGAGAACAUUACACAUCCAUGGUUGAUCUGUUGUGCAGAUGUGGACAAUUUGGGGAAGCGGAAAGAUUAAUGAAUGAAAUGCCAUUUGAGCCUGAUGAAAUCAUGUUGUCUUCGGUUAUGAGAUCGUGUAGGGUUCACAAGAAUCAAGAUUUUGCCAAAAUGGCUGCAGAUGCUCUAUUCAGGAUGGAGAUUCUCAGGGAUGCAGCUCCAUAUGUCAACAUGUCUAAUAUAUAUGCAGAAGCAGGACAAUGGGAAGAUGUUAGUAAGGUCAAGAAGGCAAUGAAGGAUAGGGGAGUUAAGAAGGUAACUGCAUACAGUUGGGUUGAAGUGAACCACCAUGUUCAUGUUUUUACUGCAAAUGAUAGAACUCAUCCUCAAAUUGAGGAUAUUAGGAUGAAGAUUGAUGUUUUGGGGAGGAAGAUGGAAGAGGAAGGAUACAAGCCGGAUACAAGUGUCAUCCUUCAAAAUGUGAAUGAGGAAGUUAAAGUAGAAUCGCUUAAAUAUCAUAGUGAGCGGCUGGCAAUUGCUUUUGCACUCAUGAGGGCACCAGAAGGGUCACCGAUUGUAGUGAUGAAGAACUUGCGAGCUUGCGUGGACUGUCAUGCUGCAAUCAAGGUGAUUUCGAAAAUUGUUGGGAGGGAUAUCGUAGUUAGGGACUCGAGCAGGUUCCACCGGUUUAGAAAUGGAUGUUGUUCAUGUGGGGAUUAUUGUUCAGUUGAGAUAUUCAAAAGAUCAGUGAUGAUCAUCUUCCAAGUUAAAAAUUUCUCAAGAACACGGCAAUUUACCUUGAUCAAACUUCUAGUCAGGCUUGGCUGAUGUCAAUUCUGUUUCAUCGAGCUGUGCCCAUGGUUAAAACUUAAAAGAAUGGUAGCAUUGAUGCUCGUUCAUAAGUUAAUGACACAAUACACAGUGUCAACUAUUUCCCAUCAAUCCGGGGUUCCACAAACUGCACUUCCUAAAGCGCCUCCAAGAACUCGAUCAUUAUAUGCUUUAAUUACCCUCGGACAAAAGGUAAGUUUUUUACCAUAUUCAAAAGCAUAAAUAGUUAUUUUUGAUCGUUGGUUUGAUUGGUUGAUGAAGAACUCAAGUUUCGUUUCCAAUCAGUUGGGUUUGCUGUGGAAAUUUUAAGACUUUUCAUGCAGAAUACUGAAUACUUACCAAAUAGCCAUUUUUCAUCAUGCAUUACAGAGCAUCUUAAUACUUAUGACCGUUUAAUCAUUUUUGUACUAAAUCAUUAAGCAUCUGCCACGCAGUUGGUAUUCACUAAUGAAGAAAGUUCAUUAAGCUUGUGGUUCAGAUUGUGUUUGAUCUGAUGGAAAAUCUCCCUUAACUCGAUACGCAUACUACAACCGAUGUUUCCAUCAUUUUUGAGACACCAUCUUUUUCAUUCUUACAACCAAUGUUUCAAUCAAUUUUUGGCACACACCCUUCUUUAUCUUUUCCAUUGAUGAACAAUCGUCUGUAAUUAUUGAAAAGUACUUUAGACAUUUGAUUGUAAUUAAUUUGUAUGUAUGUGUUGUGUGCAAGCGAUUGAACAGUAUAAAAUGACUCAGAAAAUAAGAUU
Cynara cardunculus var. scolymus (artichoke) is the source of this 2815-nucleotide messenger RNA. Its product is annotated as putative pentatricopeptide repeat-containing protein At2g01510. Gene Ontology annotation, biological process: RNA modification. Lineage: Eukaryota; Viridiplantae; Streptophyta; Magnoliopsida; Asterales; Asteraceae. The record is from RefSeq and is a predicted model, not a curated record. The coding region runs from base 268 to 2067 and encodes 599 amino acids. Gene Ontology annotation, molecular function: RNA binding; protein binding; zinc ion binding. The transcript has 5 exons.